This is a messenger RNA of Paramisgurnus dabryanus, 1841 nucleotides long. RefSeq names its product delta(4)-desaturase, sphingolipid 1 (gene degs1). Lineage: Eukaryota; Metazoa; Chordata; Actinopteri; Cypriniformes; Cobitidae. Gene Ontology annotation, molecular function: sphingolipid delta-4 desaturase activity. Gene Ontology annotation, biological process: ceramide biosynthetic process. The record is from RefSeq and is a predicted model, not a curated record. Gene Ontology annotation, cellular component: membrane.
GUCUUUGGAAACCGAAAGAUCAGUUCACUAUCGGAAGCUGCGAUCGCUGACAGAAGAUGUGGGAGAGUCGUGCGAAAUAACCGCUGUCGUUCCCACACUCACAUCCCGACGAAUUUAGGUAAAGAUCAAAUAAAAUGGGCAAUCGAGUAGCGCGCGAAGACUUCGAGUGGGUUUAUACAGACCAGCCCCACGCGGACCGGAGGAAAGAAAUUUUGGCUAAAUAUCCAGAGAUCAAGUCCCUAAUGGGACCGGACCCCAGGUUAAAAUGGAUAGUCUCUACGAUGGUUGCCAUCCAGUUUUUGGCCUUCUACUUGGUGAAGGACCUGCCUUGGAAAUGGGUGAUGUUUUGGACGUAUGCAUUUGGGAGUUGCGUAAACCAUUCAAUGACACUAGCCAUUCACGAGAUCUCACACAACACCGCUUUCGGUAACAACCGUGCGAAAUGGAACCGCUGGUUUGCCAUUUUCGCAAAUCUUCCGGUUGGGUUGCCUUAUUCUGCAUCUUUUAAGCGUUAUCACCUGGACCACCAUCGCUACCUGGGCGGAGAUGGUGUGGAUGUUGACAUACCCACCGAUUUUGAGGGAUGGUUCUUUUGCACUCGUUUCCGCAAGCUUAUCUGGAUAAUUUUUCAGCCGCUGUUCUACGCCAUUCGUCCGCUGUGCAUCAACCCCAAACCAAUCAGCCAACUGGAGCUUCUAAACGUGGCAGUUCAGUUGACCUUUAAUGCUCUCCUCUAUUGGAUCUGGGGAGUCAAGCCCGUGGUCUACAUGAUGAUGGGGUCAAUGUUAGGGAUGGGUCUCCAUCCCAUCUCUGGACACUUUAUUGCCGAGCAUUAUAUGUUCCUCAAAGGCCAUGAGACCUAUUCUUACUAUGGAUCACUCAACUUGCUCACGUUCAAUGUUGGGUACCACAAUGAGCACCAUGACUUCCCCAGCAUUCCAGGAUGCCGACUACCAAUGGUAAAGAAAAUAGCAGCAGAAUACUACAAAGAUCUUCCAUGUUACACAUCAUGGGUGAAGGUUCUGUAUGACUUCAUUAUGGAUGAUGAACUGAGCCCAUAUUCCCGUGUGAAGAGAAGACUCACAGGAGAUAUAAAGCAGGAGUAACACAUCACAGAUGACUCAUCACUGAUGAGCACACCUGGGAAAUAUUUCUGUUCAUUCACACCAUACCGCUGAUUGUGUGUUAGUAUAAAAGAACAUAGACAUAGGAUUUAGUUUCAGUUUCAAUGACAGAAAGGCAAUGUGGCAAUGUAACUUUUUGUUUUUAACAAAUGUGCUGACGAAUUUUAAGUAUAAACCAAAGUUUUUAAGAUAUUUUAUUCUAUUUCUCUGGACUCCAAGCCAGAGCGCUAUUUCAUCAUCACUGCUUAAUUUUCAUGUUUUGAAAUGUGUGCACCAAAUUGGCCCAUUGCAUUAAAAUGCAUUUGUUUCUUAACUCUUUAACAUAUUUUGAAAUAUUUGUGUAAUUGAAGAUCUUCACAGUGACCGAUAUAAAAGACUGAUAAUUGUUAUUACAAGAAGUGUCAUAAAUGUUUUGGCUGAUCAUUACUAACAGUAAUCUUUCUGAACAUGACUGCUGUGUAGGUGCGGGCCGAGUAUAAAGUGCUAUAAAACAGCUCAAUGUUUCAUUUGAACCAUGAUCUGAAAAAUCUGCUUGUAAUCUUGAAGACAUUGAUUAGUUUAUCCCAGUAAACUAAGUUUUUCUUUAUUUGAUAUUGUUUUAAAAUGUGUUAAAAAUCCUGUUGUAGAACUGCAGUUUCACAUUCCACCUGUAACAUGGACUUGUAAAUACAGGACGCUUAAAAUCUUACUUCAUAUUAAAAGACACAGCAAAGUCCA